Cinclus cinclus is the source of this 3146-nucleotide messenger RNA. Its product is annotated as bile salt-activated lipase-like. NCBI's taxonomy places the organism in Eukaryota, Metazoa, Chordata, Aves, Passeriformes, Cinclidae. Gene Ontology annotation, molecular function: sterol ester esterase activity; signaling receptor activity; neurexin family protein binding. The transcript is spliced from 11 exons. The coding region runs from base 1403 to 3091 and encodes 562 amino acids. Gene Ontology annotation, cellular component: cell surface; synapse; postsynaptic specialization membrane. The record is from RefSeq and is a predicted model, not a curated record. Gene Ontology annotation, biological process: chemical synaptic transmission; neuron cell-cell adhesion; modulation of chemical synaptic transmission.
UCUUUCCCAACAGGGGAGCCCACCCCUGGGGAGAGCCAGGGUCAGAGAGCCCCUGCAGUAGAACCAUCCUCCUGCCUGCUUCCAAGGGGCUGGAGCCAAGGGCAGGGUUUCCAAGGAUUGAUGCCAUGUGUUCCUGUGUCCUCCUGGCCACAACUGACUUUGCCAGAAGAACAGUCUCCCACAAGAAACAUCUUUCAUUUUCUCAUUGUUAACCUUCACUGGCACUUUUUAAAGAAAAAGAAAUUUCCAGAUUGAGUUGGUACCUGCAGUUCUCUCUUGCUUUGCCCCUAACCCACUGAGUAGCUGCAGGUGCUCCAGGAGAGCAAAUGCAGAGGGAGAAGCCUUUCAACACAUUUCAUACACAUCAGUCCCGAGUGCUGGAGGGUGUUCUGCCACCCAGGGUAGAGCUCCUCUGUCAGUGUGCAAAUGGAUGUUGUUUUGAAGCUUUGGGGUUUAUUUAAAUUUAAAUUUCCUUUCUUCAGUGCUGCCAUGACAGUCUUUUACGGUACCAGUGUGUGAUCAAGGGAGUAUGGGCCAAAGUUAAAUCAACUCAUUGCUCACCUAGCUGAGUCCUUUUUUAGAAAUCUGGAACACAAACUCCAUUCUUGCAUGUUCCAAUGAAGACUCUCAUUUCACCAUAAAAUGCACAUGAAUCCUUUCCUUAUCUGCUUCUCUUAUCAACAGAUGUUCUACUAGCUCUGGGAUUAAAUGUGGGAAAGUAUUGCACACUGACAGAUGAGUUUUCCAUUAGAGAGAAAUUUCAAAGUUAUUGCUUCUAUCCACUGUACUGUUUGUCCAUUCCCUCCUUUGUCUGACAAACACAACAAGCAGUGAAGAUGACAAAGAGCAGCUACCAUGAGCCACACACAGAGGAGGGGAAAGGAAACAUUAAGCCUUCGGAUAGAUGUGGCAAUGUAAUGGAGAGAGAAAUUCUGGACUAUGUGUGAACUCAAUGAGCAAUCAGGCUGCAGUUGGAUGGAAUCAGCUUUAAGACUUGCUGUAAUUUUGAAUCUUUUACAUUCCCCAGUGUGUUACAAGUGCAAGGCUUCUUAUAGAUUAUUGAUACUAUGUUCUACUGCAUAGCUUAAUAUGAUUUUAGCCCCGCAUGCAUGGAUGAGGCUUCUCAAGACCCCAUUUGGUUUAAGUCCUCUGUAAUUUUCUUGGACUGAGCAAUUCCUUUGGUUUGGCCUCCAGCCCACACAAGGAGCACCUGCAUGGCUCUCACACAGCCAUGCCCUCCUACCUCAGCCAUGAACUGACCUUAGGCUACUGAAGGACAAGGCUGUGGAGGCUGCCCUGCUUCAGCUCCGAGCCAAGCCUGGCCCAUGGCAUUGGCACACACCUGCACCCCUGGCUAUAUAAGCACAGCUCUCCAGCUGGGAUUGUCUACUCAGCGCUCACCAUGGCUCGCUGGCACAUCCUGGCCUUGGCCCUGUGCUCCUACCUCGGGGUAGCGUGCGCUGCGACCCUGGGUGUGGUGCUCACCGAGGGAGGAUUUGUGAAAGGUGAGAAUAAGAAGCUGGGACUGUUUGGGAGCUACGUUGACAUCUUCAGAGGGAUUCCCUUUGCUGCCCCCACAAAGAGACUGGAAGACCCUGAAUCUCAUCCUGGCUGGGAUGGAACUCUGGAAGCAAAAGAAUUCAAACCACGCUGCAUGCAGAUGAUGCUGACACAGACUGAUGUCCGUGGGAGUGAGGACUGUCUCUACCUGAACAUCUGGAUCCCUCAAGGGAAGAAACAGAUCUCUACCAAGCUGCCUGUGAUGGUUUAUAUUUACGGCGGCGCUUUCCUGGUCGGAGGCAGCCAGGGAGCCAAUUUCCUGGACAACUACCUGUAUGAUGGGGAGGAGAUCGCCGUGCGGGGCAACGUCAUCGUGGUGACCGUCAACUACCGCCUGGGGCCGCUGGGCUUCCUGAGCACCGGGGACGAAAACCUGCCAGGGAACUACGGGCUCAAGGACCAGCACAUGGCCAUUGCCUGGGUGAAGAGGAACAUCAAGGCUUUUGGGGGUGACCCAGACAACAUCACCAUCUUUGGGGAAUCGGCCGGUGCCACCAGUGUCUCCCUGCAGACGCUGUCCCCAAAGAACAAGGGCCUGUUCAAGAGAGCCAUCAGCCAGAGUGGUGUCGGGCUGUGCAGCUGGGCUGUCCAGAGGGACCCGCUCCUCUGGGCCAAAAAGCUUGGAGAAAAGUUGGGCUGCUCCACACACAACACCACCAUCUUGGCCAACUGCCUGCGCAGCUCUGACCCCAAAGCCUUGACCCUUGCCUACCACCUGCAGCUCACCAACCUGCCCAUGCCCCUGGUGCACACCCUCGCCCUCUCUCCUGUGGUUGAUGGGGAUUUCCUCCCAGACGUGCCAGAGAAGCUCUUUGCCAACGCUGCCGACAUCGACUACGUGGCCGGGGUCAAUGACAUGGACGGGCACUUCUUUGCCGGUGUGGAUUUACCCGCCAUCAACCGCCCGCUGGUGAAAGUCACUGCAGAUGAGGUGUACAAAUUGGUCAAAGGCCUCACUGUGGACAGGGGAGAGGCUGGAGCCAGUGCCACCUACAACAUCUACACACAGAGCUGGGGUGACAAACCCUCGCAGGAGGUCAUGAAGAAGACAGUGGUGGAGCUGAUGACUGACUACAUCUUCCUGAUCCCCACACAGAAGGCACUGGACCUGCACCUGCAGAAUGCCAAGAGUGGCAAGACCUACAGCUACGUGUUCUCCGAGCCAUCCCGCAUGCCUGUGUACCCCAGUUGGGUCGGGGCAGACCAUGCUGAUGACCUGCAGUACGUGUUUGGGAAGCCCUUUGCCACCCCCCUGGGCUACAAGGCCAAGCACAGGACUGUCUCAAAGGCCAUGAUUGCUUACUGGACCAAUUUUGCCACGACUGGUGACCCCAACAAAGGCAAUUCAGAUGUGCCUGUUUCCUGGCCAGCCUACACCAAGAACGGCAAAUACUACCUGGAUAUCAACAACAAGAUGAACAAGAACUCUGUGAAGCAGGACCUGAGAUCCCGGUUUGUGACCUUCUGGAACUCGGUCUAUCUUCAGCUGCCACAGGUUGCCAACAUCUCCCAGUCAGAGUUACAGUUCUGAAGCUAAGAAAAAAAAUCACCUUUUAGAGAUCAUUAAAGGCUUGCAUGUAACUGAG